Molecule: messenger RNA, 792 nt
Organism: Pipistrellus nathusii (Nathusius's pipistrelle)
Lineage: Eukaryota; Metazoa; Chordata; Mammalia; Chiroptera; Vespertilionidae
Source: the annotation of a GenBank genome assembly
AUGUUCCCCGAGCUCAACAGCCUCCUCGAUGCCUCCCCGGACCGGCCGGAAUCGGGGAAGCUGACUCUGCUCUGUGACGCUAACACCGAUGGCAGUUUCCUUGUCCACCACUUUCUCUCCUUCUACCUCAAAGCUAACUGUAAGGUGUGCUUUGUGGCUCUCAUUCAGUCCUUCAGUCACUACAACAUCGUGGGACAGAAGCUGGGUGUCAGCCUGACCUCGGCCCGGGAGCGCGGGCAGCUGGUCUUCCUGGAGGGGCUCCGGUCGGCGGUGGACACCUUCUUCCAGGCUGAGGGGGAGGCACCCGCCCUGCGGUUCCUCAGGGAGGCCACGGCCGGCAGCCUGCAGCCGCUGUUCCAGUUCGUGCGGGACGCCCUGGACCCCGGGGGCCCGGGGGCGGCCGCCUGGGGGCGCCCGGUGCUGCUGGUGGACGACCUCAGCGUGCUGCUGAGCCUGGGCGCGGGCGCGGGCGCGGUGCUGGACUUCGUGCACCGCUGCAGGGCCCGCGUGUGCUGCCGGCUGCAGGGAAACAUAGUGGCCCUGGUGCACUCGGACGCCGAGGACGAGGAGAGCGAGCUCCUGCUGAACGGCCUCAGUCACCAGAGCCGCCUGGUCCUGCGGGCCGAGGGCCUGGCCACCGGCUCCUGCAGGGACGUGCACGGGCAGCUGCGGGUCCUCUGGCGGACACCAUGGCCGCCCGCCGCGCGGGGUCGGAGCCUCACCUUCCAGUACAAGAUCCAGGACAAGAGCGUGUCCUUUUUUGCCAAAGGAAUGUCGCCUGCGGUCCUGUGA